Molecule: messenger RNA, 630 nt
Organism: Paramecium octaurelia
Lineage: Eukaryota; Ciliophora; Oligohymenophorea; Peniculida; Parameciidae
Source: the annotation of a GenBank genome assembly
AUGUAAUUUUUGUAUGCAAAUUUAAUUAUAUUAUCAAAGGGUAUUGUAAACAGCCUUUCAAUUUACACUUAUGCUUUAAAUAAUAAUGAAUAUAUGAUUUUAAAUUCUAUUGAACAAGAGGACAAUCCGGUAUUCUAGUUAGUUCAAGUUGUUUUGGAGAUUAUAUCGCUUGACCCUAUUGAAAAUUUGGGGGAGGCUCUUAAAACCAUUGAACACCCUUUAUUGUCCUUUUUGAUGGAUAUAUUAUACAAUGAUUUAACACCUAGUUAGGCCUUAGAAACAAUGCAAAAAUUGGAUCCAUUCUCAGAUAUUAAUUUUUAAUUUAAUCUCAAUUUAAAAGAUUUAUCGUAUUAAUUCUAUAUCGAAAAUAUGAAGCACCAAAUCAGUUUUCACCUUAGAAUGAAAUAAUUUUAAUAAUCAAUCCAAUUGAUUCAGAAAGCAGAAGAUUAUUUGGCAACGUAACAUAAUGUACAAACUAUUAAUUUUAUGGAAAAAUUCUUAGAGAUACAAACAUAGAUUCUAAAACCCAGUGAAAUUAAGAAGAUUUUGGAUACAUUAUUAAUAUUUUAUUUUAAAUUAUCUGCUCUUUUUGGUUUGAAGCAGUCGAGCAAAACAGUCGCGCUUCCACCC